AUGGCUAAGAAUAUACAGAAAAUUUAUAAUGAUCUUAAGGAGCCUCUCUCUUGGCUGAAUUAUUUUAUUUCUGAUAAGAGAAUGGAAUAUAUAGAUGAUUCUAAACGUGAUCAUCAGAAAUUUGAAAAACAUUCUUAUAUUCAGCAAGAUGCUAAAGAUUUUCUGUUACCUUUAUUAAAUUAUUUUAGAGAUUGUAUUAGAAAACUUCAUGUUAAUGAUGAUAUAUUUAAUAAUACUCCUACUCAGUUAAUAGAUAUAUCUUCUAAUGAGAAGAUAGAAAGAGUACUUAAUGGAAUAAAAUAA
Molecule: messenger RNA, 303 nt
Organism: Funneliformis mosseae
Lineage: Eukaryota; Fungi; Glomeromycota; Glomeromycetes; Glomerales; Glomeraceae
Source: the annotation of a GenBank genome assembly